GACCGCAAAGGCUCGCCCGCCGGGAGUUGUGGGGGGUUGCGGGGGCCACUCGUGGAGUCGAUGCUUCUUGCUCUGCCCGGUCAGGUCGGCUCCCGUUACCGGCUCUCCCCAUUCGCCGGCCCCGUCUCCCUUUUGCAUGAGCUGUUUGGCGCGGGGCAGCUCCGGUGACCAUGUAGGCGAAGCGCCCGGUGCCUGGGACGAGGUCCGCGCCGUCUGCACGCCGCCCCGGCGCCCGCCUCACCCCCACUACCCCGGUGCGGGCCGCACGCAGGGCCCGCGGGCUCCGGAGGGAACUCCGGCCUCCAGUUGUGGCCUGGCCCGGAGCGCCGCCAAUUCUCGCGUCGUCUCGCGAGAAUCUAAGUUGAAGGAACAUGGCGACGUCUAAUCUGUUAAAGAAUAAAGGCUCUCUUCAGUUUGAAGACAAGUGGGAUUUCAUGCGCCCGAUUGUUCUGAAGCUUUUACGCCAGGAAUCUGUUACGAAGCAGCAGUGGUUUGAUCUGUUUUCAGAUGUUCAUGCAGUCUGUCUCUGGGAUGAUAAAGGCCCAGCAAAAAUCCAUCAGGCUUUAAAAGAAGACAUUCUUGAGUUUAUUAAACAAGCUCAGGCGCGAGUACUGAGCCAUCAAGAUGAUACAGCUUUAUUAAAAGCAUAUAUUGUGGAAUGGCGAAAAUUUUUUACGCAAUGUGACAUUUUACCGAAACCUUUUUGCCAACUAGAGAUUACUUUAAUGGGUAAACAGGGCAGCAAUAAAAAAUCAAAUGUUGAAGACAGUAUUGUUAGAAAGCUCAUGCUUGAUACAUGGAAUGAAUCAAUUUUUUCAAAUAUAAAAAACAGACUGCAAGAUAGUGCAAUGAAGCUGGUUCAUGCUGAAAGAUUAGGAGAAGCUUUUGAUUCUCAGCUGGUCAUUGGAGUAAGAGAAUCAUAUGUUAACCUUUGUUCUAAUCCUGAGGAUAAGCUUCAGAUUUAUAGGGACAAUUUUGAGAAGGCAUACCUGGAUUCAACGGAGAGAUUUUAUAGAACACAGGCACCCUCGUAUUUACAGCAAAAUGGUGUACAGAAUUAUAUGAAAUAUGCAGAUGCUAAAUUAAAAGAAGAAGAAAAACGAGCACUACGUUAUUUAGAAACAAGACGAGAAUGUAAUUCUGUUGAAGCACUCAUGGAAUGCUGUGUAAAUGCCCUGGUGACAUCAUUUAAAGAGACUAUCUUAGCAGAGUGCCAAGGCAUGAUCAAACGAAAUGAAACUGAAAAGUUACAUUUAAUGUUUUCAUUGAUGGACAAAGUUCCUAAUGGAAUAGAGCCAAUGUUGAAAGACUUGGAGGAGCAUAUCAUUAGUGCUGGCCUGGCAGAUAUGGUAGCAGCUGCUGAAACUAUCACUACUGACUCUGAAAAAUAUGUUGAGCAGUUACUUACUCUAUUUAAUAGAUUUAGUAAACUCGUCAAAGAAGCUUUUCAAGAUGAUCCACGAUUUCUUACUGCAAGAGAUAAGGCAUAUAAAGCAGUUGUUAAUGAUGCUACUAUUUUCAAACUUGAAUUACCUUUGAAGCAGAAAGGGGUGGGAUUAAAAACUCAGCCAGAAUCAAAAUGCCCUGAGCUGCUUGCUAAUUACUGUGACAUGUUGCUAAGAAAAACACCGUUAAGCAAAAAACUAACCUCCGAAGAGAUUGAAGCAAAGCUUAAAGAAGUGCUCUUGGUACUUAAAUAUGUACAAAAUAAAGACGUUUUUAUGAGGUAUCAUAAAGCUCAUUUGACACGACGUCUUAUAUUAGACAUCUCUGCCGAUAGUGAAAUUGAAGAAAAUAUGGUUGAAUGGCUAAGAGAAGUUGGUAUGCCUGCAGAUUAUGUAAACAAACUUGCUAGAAUGUUUCAGGACAUAAAAGUAUCUGAAGAUUUGAACCAAGCUUUUAAAGAAAUGCACAAAAAUAAUAAACUGGCUUUACCAGCUGAUUCAGUUAAUAUUAAAAUUUUGAAUGCUGGUGCCUGGUCAAGAAGCUCUGAGAAGGUCUUUGUCUCACUUCCUACUGAACUGGAGGAUUUGAUACCUGAAGUAGAAGAGUUCUACAAAAAAAAUCACAGUGGUAGAAAAUUACAUUGGCAUCAUCUCAUGUCAAAUGGAAUUAUAACAUUUAAGAAUGAAGUAGGUCAAUAUGAUUUGGAGGUGACCACAUUUCAGUUGGCUGUGUUAUUUGCAUGGAACCAAAGACCUAGAGAGAAAAUCAGCUUUGAAAAUCUCAAACUUGCAACUGAACUCCCUGAUGCUGAGCUUAGACGGACUUUAUGGUCUUUAGUAGCUUUCCCAAAGCUCAAACGGCAAGUUUUAUUGUACGAGCCUCAAGUCAACUCACCCAAAGACUUCACAGAAGGCACCCUCUUCUCAGUGAACCAGGAGUUCAGUUUAAUAAAAAAUGCAAAAGUUCAGAAAAGGGGUAAAAUCAACUUGAUUGGACGCUUGCAGCUCACUACAGAAAGGAUGAGAGAAGAAGAGAAUGAAGGAAUAGUUCAACUAAGGAUAUUAAGAACCCAGGAAGCUAUUAUACAAAUAAUGAAAAUGAGAAAGAAAAUUAGUAAUGCCCAGCUGCAGACUGAAUUAGUUGAAAUAUUGAAAAACAUGUUCUUGCCUCAAAAAAAAAUGAUAAAAGAGCAAAUAGAAUGGCUAAUCGAGCACAAAUAUAUCCGAAGAGAUGAAUCUGAUAUCAACACUUUCAUAUAUAUGGCAUAAUUUUGAAAAUCAUGGACAAUGUUAAGAACUCAGAUUUUGGAGUGCUUGGGCAGAAAGUUGUCAACAGUUUGUGCUGGAGAUAGGUUUACUUGGACUUUGAUUACAUAUUAAAAUCUCUGCCUUACCUUAAAAAACAAGUCUAUUUUGCCAAUCACUUUAGUUAGCAUGAUGGCACCCCCUUCAUGUUGCACACACUUUAACAGCAUGCUGUUUUGUGGAGAUACUUGCAUUCAUGAAGAGCCCAUUAUGAACUUUAAAAGGUAAAAAAGGUAAAUUUGAUUUAUACCCACCAGGAGAAAUUCCGUUGGAAAUGGUGAGGACGGGGUUCUUGUUGCUUUUUUUCUUUUUUCCUCUCUUAAAAAAAAAUGUACUUGCACAAGGAAGGAUCUUCAGAUAUUCAUGCACUGAAAAUGCUGUUGUCUUUUGUUUUUAAAAAUUCCAUUAAAACUAGAAAUAGCACUCUUGGUUUGUUUUGCUGAAGAGAGUGAACUGGUCAGCGUAGUGUUGGGAGAGGGCAGAUGUAGAUGAGAAGCUAAAUAUUUAAUAGUAUUGAAUUGUCGUUCAAACACUGCUUCAAUACAAUAACUGGAUUGUAAUAGUGACCUAAAAUAGGUAUUAAAUAUUUCCAGCUUAAAAACAUUAGUUUUCUUUCAGCAAGAGAUUGCUGUUUUAGUUGUUUGUUGGUAAUUUUUUUGUUUUAAUCUUACAUGGCUGAAGAGCUUGUUUUGAAAAAAAGUCCAGUGUAUAUUAAUUGUUGCUUCCACUGUCUAAAAAACUUUAUGGAAAUAGGUCAUUACAAUUGUGGAGUCAAAAUACCAAGACAAGCGUAUUAAGUGGUUUGCUAACACACUUAAUAUUUAUGUAAUGAAUAUUUAUAAUGCCAUGUCCAAAUUUAUUAAAAAGAACACAGAAAUCUUCUCUGGUAACUGAUCUCUUACGUGGUAGCAUAGAACUAUUUUGCUCAGGUUUCUGGAAAGAAAGACAUGCUGUUGUAGAAAAAAUUCAGUGUCUGUCACCUAGGAGGAAGAGAAAAAAUAACCACAACAUAAAACCUGAAAAAUAAUAGCAGAGUUGUUGCAAUCUUAUAUGAACAGGAAACUUGCCAAAUAUAUGUACAUAUAUAUUUAUAUAUUUUAAAAUAAACAUUUUUUAAAUCUUCAGAAGGCAACACUUACCUUGUUCCUUUCAGUCAAUCCAAAGUAGCAACUUACUAGUUGCUAGCAACUGAAUACCCAGAGUAGUAGAAAUUUUAUGACUUGAGGACUUAAACAACUUAAAGAAAAAGAUUUAUUCCCCAUUGGGAAAGAAUGAAUCAACAAGGGUUUUUACUCAUUGUGGUGCACACUUCAAAUUUUCUUACAAAUUAUUUUUUAUCUUGUUUGAUGUUAAAUAAUAGUUUAAAAGUAUGGUUUUCAAAGUAGUAGGGCAUGCUGAAAAAGCAUAUAGUAUAACAUUACAGCAGAAUGCUUUUUCAUAAUAUUUCAUGGAAUUUGUCCCCAAUCCCAGGAGGUUUUUGUGAGCUGCCUGCUGAAAGAAAGGAAAGCAAAUAUAAAGCAUUUAAGGUUUUGCUGAUCAUAUACAAAUUCCGGUUAGAAAUUUGUUUUACAUUUCAUCUCUAAGAUAGUAUGUGUCAAUUAUUAGACCACACAUUUUGUGAAGAAUUAAACUAAGAUUAGUGCUUACGGUUUUCUCAGAUUAAAUGUCUGCUAACCACAUUGAUAAGUUUGAAAUUUAGAAGGAAUAAUUUUGUGAUGAUUGUGAUCCUUAUGUUUAACAAAUAGUUUGGUAUUGCAUAUAUGCUUGUCCUGGUACAAGAAUGCCAAAAGAGAAAACUGUGAGGGGUGGGAGGGAACUGCACUCUGGUUUUUUUGUUUUUUUGUU
This is a messenger RNA of Ochotona princeps (American pika), 4595 nucleotides long. It is a transcript of the gene CUL5, whose product is annotated as cullin 5. Gene Ontology annotation, biological process: protein ubiquitination; SCF-dependent proteasomal ubiquitin-dependent protein catabolic process. The transcript has 19 exons. Lineage: Eukaryota; Metazoa; Chordata; Mammalia; Lagomorpha; Ochotonidae. The record is from RefSeq and is a predicted model, not a curated record. The coding region runs from base 372 to 2714 and encodes 780 amino acids. Gene Ontology annotation, molecular function: ubiquitin protein ligase binding. Gene Ontology annotation, cellular component: SCF ubiquitin ligase complex; Cul5-RING ubiquitin ligase complex.